Molecule: messenger RNA, 975 nt
Organism: Cladophialophora carrionii CBS 160.54
Lineage: Eukaryota; Fungi; Ascomycota; Eurotiomycetes; Chaetothyriales; Herpotrichiellaceae
Exons: 1
Coding region: 1-975 (324 amino acids)
Molecular function (GO): oxidoreductase activity
Source: RefSeq, a predicted model, not a curated record
AUGUUCUGCUUUAAACGACUCUCUAGAACCGCGGGUGCACGUGCAGAAUCUCAAGCCACGGCGACCGAGUCAACUGUCGUUUCGCGAAACGUGACAGCUGUGGAAGAACACGACGUGCCCGUCAUCAAAGGACCGGGCUCGACACCAAAUCCACCGCACGAACUUUCCGUUCUACCAAUCACGAAGCAACCGGGCGCUAACAUUCCGGCCAUCAAGAAAUGCGCCGACAAAUUCUCCGGACAGGUUGUCUUGGUGACUGGCGCGGCACAGGGUAUUGGCAGAGUCACUGCGCAGAUGUUUGCUUCGCAGGGUGCUUCGCUCGUGCUGGUCGACCUUGACAACGACCGACUGCGACGCGUUGCCGAAGAACUGGAGUUGCAGGGACGAAAUGUCAUCUGCCGGAUUUGCAACUUGGCCAUCGAGACCGAAGUUGACGCCAUGAUCACAGGUGUGAUACGGCAGGUCGAGAAAGUCGACGUGCUCGUUCACCUCGCAGGGAUUGGUCCCUACAAGAGCAUCGUUGACCACUCGGGCGUCGACUAUGGACGGGUCAUGAGCGUCAACAUGGACAGCUGCUUCUAUUUGACGAGGGCCGUCCUGCCUCACAUGCGGGAAGCUGGCUAUGGCCGGAUCAUCAACACCGCGUCAGGAGCAAUCUUGCAUCCCGAGUCGGGUCUCGGAGUCUACGCUGCAGCCAAGAGUGCGGUCGCGGGCUUCACUCGGAGCACGGCUGUCGAGGCCGGUCCAGGAAUCACGGCAAAUGCUGUGUGUCCUGGUCUGAUAUACAAUGAGUCGACGUGGGCCAAACCGGGGUCAAGAGCGGUGUUCGAAAAGGCUUUGGCGCGGCAGAGUGUAAAGCGGUUCGGCUUGCCCACUGAUGUUGCCGAGAUGAUUUGCUUUCUCGCCGGUCCUGAGAGCGAAUUCAUCACGGGCCAGCUGUUUGAUAUCUCUGGCGGGGCGACUUUUCUGCACUAG